AUGGAGGGCCCUCUGGCGGAGUGUGCCAAGGGCGACCACUUCCACAUCGUCACACCUCUGCUGGAGAGCCGGGCACCGUCUCAGGUGGCGGUCAUGCCUGUCUUCCUCAAGUAUGAAAAUGCGCAGCCGACUGGCUCCUUCAAGAUCCGUGGCAUUGGACAUUUCUGCCAGGAGGUGGCCAAAAAGGGAUGCAGACACCUGGUGUGCUCCUCAGGGGGUAAUGCAGGCAUCGCUGCUGCUAGCUGCUCACUCCGCUCCCCGGAGGGCACCUCUCUGCAGGUGGUGAGCAGGCUGCAGGGGGAGGGGGCCGAAGUUCAGCUGACUGGAAAGGUCUGGGACGAGGCCAAUCUAAGGGCACAAGAGUUGGCCAAGAAGGACGGCUGGGUGAACAUCCACCCGUUCGACCACCCCCUGAUAUGGGAAGGCCACGGGAGCCUGGUGCGGGAGCUGGAGGCAGUGCUGGGGACCCCACCGGGUGCCCUGGUGCUGGCAGUGGGGAGCGGAGGCCUCCUGGCCGGGGUGUCGGCUGCUCUGGCAGAGGUGGACUGGCAGCGUGUGCCCCUAAUUGCCAUGGAGACCCAAGGGGCACACUGUUUCAGUGCGGCCAUCAAGGCAGGCAGGCUGGUGACACUGCUGGACAUCACCAGUGUAGCCAAGUGCCUGGGUGCCAGGACGGUGGCUGCACAGGCCCUGGCGUGUACGAAGGAGUUCAAGGUCUUCUCUGAGGUGGUGGAGGAUGUUGAGGCCGUGAGCGCCGUGCAGCGGUUCCUGGAUGAUGAGUGAAUGUUGGUGGAGCCUGCCUGCGGGGCAGCCUUAGCUGCCAUCUACUCAGGCCUCCUGGGGAGGCUCCAGUCUGAGGGCCGCCUGCACCCUUCCCCUGCCUCAGUCGUGGUCAUCGUGUGUGGAGGCAACAACAUUGACAGUGGAGAGCUACAGGCUCUGAAAGCCCAUCUGGGCCAGGGCUGA
Messenger RNA from Physeter macrocephalus (sperm whale), 966 nucleotides. RefSeq names its product serine dehydratase like (gene SDSL). Gene Ontology annotation, molecular function: pyridoxal phosphate binding; threonine deaminase activity; L-serine ammonia-lyase activity. Gene Ontology annotation, biological process: L-serine catabolic process; L-threonine catabolic process. The record is from RefSeq and is a predicted model, not a curated record. Lineage: Eukaryota; Metazoa; Chordata; Mammalia; Artiodactyla; Physeteridae.